AAUCAAUCCAUCAACCCAUGCUGCUUCCACGAUUGCUUGCGCCCGCCCGGGUAGCAAUUGCCUCCUCGCGAUCAUCCUCAAUUGCUCUAGCAGCAUCGUCCGCUCACACCUUCGAGGUUGUGCGGUGCAUUGCCGCGAACCCCAUUUCUCCAGCUCUCACAUUCAUUCGACACGCAUCCCAUCAGACCCAGGGACGCGCCAAUGGAGCAAAGGAUGGACCGGGAAAGCGGUUAGGAGCGAAGAAGAGUGGAGAGGAAUAUGUGAUCCCGGGCAACAUCAUCUUCCGCCAACGCGGCACCGGCUGGUUCGCAGGGGAAAACUGCGCCAUGGGCCGCGACCACACCAUCUACGCCACGGAAGCCGGCUUCGUGAAAUAUUACCGCGAUCCCCUCAAACACCCGAAUCGCCAAUACAUAGGUGUGGCCUUAAAGCGCACCGAAUCACUCCCAUAUCCGCCUAACGCCGCCCGCCGACGACGGCUAAACAUGCUCGCUGUACAAACCUCCCCAGACACAGCUAUUACCACGAUUAUUGGGGAGGGCCGGAUUCUGGAUGGGGAUAUGACGGUCAAGGAGACCAAGGUCAAUGCGAUGCCUAGGCAUAAGAGCGGGAAGGAGUUGGUGAUGGGCAAGAACUAUGCGUUCCGUGAAGCCAACUGGCAGAUUGGACGAGCGGCGGAGAAUGCGGGGAUCAAGGUCAGGCCGUUCAUUCCUGGUGAUAGAUUCAGGGCGUGGCAGAAGUCUGCGGCGAGAAAGGCGGCGAAUGCGGAGAAGAGGGGCCUAAGAGGGAAGAGGGGUGGUGGUGGAAAGAGCAAGAGGAAGUAGAGGAUAUCUCCUUUGUACGAUCAUAUAUAGAGAGAACAGGGCUUGUUGGUUGCCAAUUGUGGAUAUACUGUACUAUACUGAGGAAAAGACUCGAUAUUGGCAUGACUACGUUGUGACAGAUGCUUUGAACUGUCUCCAAAU
This is a messenger RNA of Mytilinidion resinicola, 965 nucleotides long. RefSeq lists its product as uncharacterized. The transcript has 2 exons. The record is from RefSeq and is a predicted model, not a curated record. Gene Ontology annotation, biological process: translation. Gene Ontology annotation, molecular function: structural constituent of ribosome. Gene Ontology annotation, cellular component: ribosome; mitochondrial large ribosomal subunit. Lineage: Eukaryota; Fungi; Ascomycota; Dothideomycetes; Mytilinidiales; Mytilinidiaceae. Bases 18 to 824 code for a protein of 268 amino acids.